AGCUCAUUUUCAUCACAGGCGAAGGAAACACAAACAUGCGAGAGGGGUGAAGAUGGCGAUACCCGCUAGCUUAGCACGUUUUUGUCGCCUGUCGGGACGGACUCUGGUCUCUCUGCCUGGCCGAAACAGGCGGCAGAUACCCGUGUCAGCGAGAAGAUGGUACACAUCGAGGUCGCCGGUAAAUAACCUGCAGUUCAGACUUGAUGAGAGGACAGCACACAGCAGUCUGGACCUCUUCAAGAAAGACACUGGUGUGAUCUACCGCAUGCUGGGUCUGGACCCCAGCCACGUCCAAGACAACCCCGAGCGCUUCCGCGACUGGGCAGUCGUGUUUGGCGAUGAGAAGAUCACAGGCGGGAGCCAUUACUGGGAGGUUACAGUCAAAAAGUCCCAAGAGUUUCGACUGGGUGUGGCCGAGGCUCUGAUGUCCCGGGAUGACUGCGUGGGCACCAACAGCUCCUCCUGGGUGUUUGGCUAUGCCCAGCGCAAAUGGUUUGCCAUGACCAACAACAAGAUUGUCCCUGUGACGCUGGUCGGCAAGCCGGACCGUGUAGGCAUCCUGCUGGACUACGAGGCUGGCCUGCUGGGGCUGGUGGACGUCCAGAAACCCAAGGUCAUCCACACCAUCAAGGCCCAGUUCAGGGGUCCCCUCUGCCCAGCGUUUGGACUUUGGGACGGGGAGUUGCUAACACACUCUGGCCUGGAGCAACCUGCGGGCUUGAAGUGAAGCACAAGGGCAGCUGUGGGUGAUCCUGCUGCUUGCUGCGAGGGGCCUUGGGGCUUGGAUAUGCAGUGAUUUGGUACCUUGGCAACAUUUAUUGUAACGGUAUCUUUAAUAUCUGUCCAGGAAAGAAAACGGUAUCUCUGUCAGAAUUCAGCUAAAGCUUAAUUUCUGGUGUUGGUCCAUUAUCCAUGGUCUGGUCAGUUCAUAACCAUGACUCUUAACAAUGCAAGUUCAUACUUUAUGUAUGUCACACAACCUCAGGCAGAUUUAUCUCUGUGUUUUUCUAUGUCCAUCAUGUCUCAGUCAGACUAAUGUGAAAUGCAAGUUUGAUUAUAGAGUAUCUUUUUGAGGGGAACAUUAACUGCUUUUGCCAUUGCUCUGGCAUUAUCAAUGCUGCCAUCAUGCUUAAAACAAAACCUUUUUUUGUAGUCUCAUGUUCAUACUAUGUAUUGUUUAAUAAAAUGACAUCAUCGAAGUGCU
Molecule: messenger RNA, 1204 nt
Organism: Myripristis murdjan (pinecone soldierfish)
Lineage: Eukaryota; Metazoa; Chordata; Actinopteri; Holocentriformes; Holocentridae
Gene: spryd4
Product: SPRY domain containing 4
Exons: 2
Coding region: 53-727 (224 amino acids)
Molecular function (GO): protein binding
Source: RefSeq, a predicted model, not a curated record